AUGUCUCUAUCGUUGAAAAAAGAGAACAAAAUUACUAUUUUAGAUAAAAGUUUGAGCCGGGGUAAAUCCGAGGUAAGCAUUAGUGCAUUUGCUUUGCUCUUCUCAGAGAUCGUUCAAUACUGCCACAACAGAGUCAACACCAUCCCUGAACUCCAGCAGAAACUGUCAGACCUUGGCUUCCAUGUUGGGCAGAGAUAUUUGGAUUUGAUUGUUUUGAGAGAAAAGGGACACAAAAGAGAAACUAAACUGGUGAACAUGCUGGUUUUCAUCAAGUCAAACGUUUGGAAGAAUUUGUUUGGAAAAGAAGCUGACAAAUUAGAACAUGCCAACGAUGAUGAAAAGAUUUAUUACAUCAUUGAGAAAGAUCCUCUGGUGAACAGAUUCAUUUCAAAUCCAAGAAGACAGUCCAGUUUGAAUUGUGCAUCAUUCAUGGCGGGCAUCAUAGAAGCCAUACUGACCACCAGCAAUUUUCCUGCCAAAGUUACAGCACACUGGCAUGAAGGAACUGCAUUCAGGAUCAACUUUGAUGAAUCCGUGCUUCUCAGGGACAAGACUGUAGAUGGGAGAGGAUGA
Molecule: messenger RNA, 573 nt
Organism: Helobdella robusta
Lineage: Eukaryota; Metazoa; Annelida; Clitellata; Rhynchobdellida; Glossiphoniidae
Exons: 7
Coding region: 1-573 (190 amino acids)
Biological process (GO): endoplasmic reticulum to Golgi vesicle-mediated transport
Cellular component (GO): TRAPPIII protein complex; TRAPPI protein complex; TRAPPII protein complex
Source: RefSeq, a predicted model, not a curated record